CAGCGGCGGCGGGGCGGCCCCGGCCGUUGUUGUGGAGGGGCCGGUCAAGAUGGCGGCCGGGCAGGGGGGCGGCGGCGGCAACAACGGGACCGGGAGCGCGACGGGCACCGGGACGGCGCCCGGGAACGGAACGGCGGGCCUCGGGAUCCCCGGGCACCUCACUCUCUCCUUCUCGUCCGGGCCGCACUGGGGCGCGGCCGCUCUGCCGCAGUCGCACACGGUUCGCAGCCUGGAACGGGCCCUGGAGGAGGCGGGCAGCUCAGGCAUCCUCUGCCUGAGCGGGAGGAAGCUGCGCGAUUUCCCCGGCAGCGGCUGCGAUCUGAGCGACACCACGCAAGCUGAUCUUUCUAAGAACAGAUUUACUGAAAUUCCUCCUGAUGUCUGGCUGUUUGCACCACUGGAAACUUUAAAUUUGUAUCACAACUGCAUCAAAUCCAUUCCAGAAUCUAUUAAAAACCUGCAAAUGCUUACCUACCUUAACAUAAGUCGAAAUCUUUUGUCAACAUUGCCAAAAUACCUGUUUGAUCUUCCACUGAAAGUUCUGGUUGUCAGUAAUAACAAGCUGGUCUCCAUUCCAGAAGAAAUUGGAAAGCUGAGAGGUCUGAUGGAGUUGGAUAUUAGCUGUAAUGAACUUCAAGUUCUUCCCCAGCAAAUAGGAAAAUUGCAGUCACUUAGAGAAUUGAACAUAAGAAGAAAUAAUCUCCAUAUGUUGCCAGAUGAAUUAGGAGACCUUCCCUUGGUAAAGCUGGAUUUUUCUUGUAAUAAAAUUACAGAAAUUCCAAUUUGUUACAGAAAGUUACGUCAUUUACAAGUUAUAGUUUUGGAUAACAAUCCAAUGCAGAUACCACCAGCACAGAUAUGUUUAAAGGGCAAAGUACAUAUAUUUAAAUUCCUCAGUAUACAGGCGUGCCUCAGAAUAGAUAAAAAACCAGAUUCUUUGGAUCUUCCAUCAUUAGGUAAACGAAUUCCCUCCCAGCCACUCACAGACAGCAUGGAAGACUUUUAUCCCAAUAAAAAUCAUGGACCAGACUCUGGCAUUGGAAGUGAUAAUGGGGAUAAAAGGUUGUCCACUACAGAACCAUCUGAUGAUGAUACAAUCAGCCUUCACUCCCAGGUAUCAGAAUCAACAAGGGAACAGACAUUAAGGAAUGACAAUCACAUAAUGGGAAGUAAACUUGAUCCACAGAAAGACCAGGAGGCGUAUGACUACAUUGAUCCCAAUGCAGAGGAGGGAGCUCUUCCUGAGCAGGGAGAAGCACAGAUUGGCCCACUGCUCUCCUAUGUCAAGGAACGGGGAAAACAUCUUGAGAAAUCCCAGAAAACAGAACAAAAUGAGGAUUGGAGAGAUGAAAAAAGACUUCAGAAAGAACAGCUUCUGGCUGAAGAUGAUGAUGAACUCAAAGAAGUGACUGACUUGAGAAAAAUAGCAGCUCAGUUGUUGCAGCAAGAACAAAAACACAGGAUUCUUAAUCAUUCAGUUUCAGUAAACACAAGGAACAGGCCAAAGCAGCCAAUGGAAUCUGAAAAAUGUGUCUCAACAAAUGAAGCRAAUUCUCCAGUGUCCCCRUACAGCUGGCAGCCACUGGAAAACCAGAAGGAUUCAGUGGAUGAGCAGCAUUGGCCAGAAACACAUCCAGUAAUCUGGCAGAAUGAAGAAAGAAGGAGAAGUAAACAAAUUAGAAAAGAGUAUUUCAAGUAUAAGUCUUCCAGAAAGAGUUCAAGUGGAAAUGAAAAUGAUGAGCAAGACAGUGAUAAUACUAAUGUGUCCCCACAGUCUCCUGUGUCGUCUGAGGAUUAUGAAAGGACAGAUAGUAAYACUCAUGGUCCAUUUGGUCUCAAACCAAGGUCAGCUUUCAACCGUGCCUCACGCCAAGACUAUGGUGCUGUGGAUCCUGGGUUUACUAUGAGGAGGAAAAUGGAGCAUUUAAGGGAGGAAAGGGAACAAAUCAGACARCUUCGCAAUAAUCUUGAAUCCAGGUUGAAGGUAAUUUUGCCAGAUGACAUUGGAGCAGCAUUGAUGGAUGGGGUGGUUCUUUGCCAUUUAGCCAAUCACAUAAGGCCGCGUUCUGUCGCCAGCAUUCACGUCCCAUCGCCAGCAGUGCCUAAACUCAGCAUGGCAAAGUGCCGAAGAAAUGUUGAAAACUUUCUUGAUGCUUGUAAAAAAUUGGGCGUUCCACAGGAGAGACUUUGUUUGCCUCAUCACAUUCUGGAGGAAAGGGGUCUGGUGAAGGUUGGCCUCACAGUUCAAGCUCUGCUUGAGUUGCCUGCGUUGAAAGUAUCUCAGCUUUCUUCCAUGUGACAUGACUUCUUGGCAGCUAGACAGCUUCCCAUUUGCUCUGUUGAUAUGGAUUGCUCUGAGGCAGUUCAGCCUCCUAUAUGGGAACACCCAAGCCAUCAAAAACUAAAAUCUGUCCAGAUGCUGUAGAGAGCCUUACUUUGGAGCUGUGUAUGAAAACCUUGGAGUCAAUUCACAGUUAAAAGAACAUAAUUAUUCUUUUUUUUUCUUUUGUAAUUGGAUGUACAAAGAGAUCAUGGUAGCAUCAGGUUCUUGUUCUAGUUAAGUUAAAAGCUGCCAUUAAACAUCUCAKUGUUAGAGUUAAAUGCUGGAUUUCUGUUUUUACAUUGAAAAUGUUGUUUGAAUUAUUUUUGAAAGUACAAAGCACACCCCCUGUCACUUUAUUUUUUUGAGUCAAUCAUUUGAUUUAAAGAUGAGACAAAAAUGUAGCGAUGGUAUGAUGGUAAAAAUGUGAGCAGCUGAUCAUUUGUAAUCCCCUUUCACUCUCUGAAAGCUUAAUAUUUGCAUUCUUUGUUUUUUGCACUCCUGAUUGUAACUUACGCACUUCUAACAUUGCCAGUAUUGAGUCUGAGUGUAUGGUGAUUACACAGAACAGUAUAUAAUGGGAAAAGGACACAGUUUGAGUUUUUCUUCUAGGUUGGUGCCAAAUAUUUUUUUUCAGUUGUACUGUAGAUUGUUUACAUGUGAAGUGCCUGUGUAAUUGAUAACUCUUAAUAGUCUUAAUCAUUUUUGAAAUUUCUUUGUUUAAAAUAGAUAAAAUGGAAAUUUUUUAAUAUUUUAAUAGUUUUUUUGUAAAAUCAGUAUGUGAAGAUUUAAGUAAUACCUUCACAUUUUUUUGAUGUUGGGUGUUUUAAGUUUGUUGCACAAUCUAAUUGGUUAUUUGUUGUUUAAUAAUUAGAAAAUACUGUAAAUACUUUUUAUUUAUGAUAUUUAAUUUGAUAAUACCUAAUUACUUUUGGUUUAAUGUAUUGUUGGACAAAAAAAACAUUGUCUACUUUUUUUCGUUUGGGACAAACAAAUACAYAUGAUGAAUAAGACAUGAGGACUAGUGAUUCAUACAGAGUAAUUUAGGACAUUUUGAUAAAACUGCCAAAAUCUCAGGUUUACGCUGUGAUCAGGCUUUUGUGUGAUAUUGCUCCUGAUCUCACAUUACAUUUUUACAACAGGUAUAUUCAUAAUUUAGUUGGGAAGUAUCAGUGUUUAUCUUUUUAGUGUUGGCAGGAUUUSUUGUGUAGUUUACAUGAGUAAGGCAUUAGCACACAGGUCAGUUUGUACAGAUGUCUCUGGGCUGAGACAUGAGAUUGAUUGAUAAAUGUGAAAACAAAAAAUUUUCACUGUGGUGGUUUUUUGGAACUUCUGAGUUGAUGUAUGUCUUUGCUUCUGCACAAAUUCUUGGUGUUUUGAGAACAUUUUGAAACCAUACACAGUUGAGUUCUCUCUAAACAAAUUGCAAAUAAUUUCAUAAUUUUGGUAGUAAUYUGUUUGUGUGAGUUUGUUCUUCCUGAAUAGGUAGCUCAAUUAAAAAAAUAUUUUGACUGCCACAGAUUUUCUAUUUCAGGUUAAGUUAUUUUCAGUUGAGGGGUAUGUUUGCCAAGCAUGUGACAAGAUUUGAUUCUGUUCUUUCCAAUUCAUCAAGACCUCAUGUAAUAUAAUUCAUAAAAGAAUGAGGGAGGAAUAUUGUAUAUUCCUUCUACUGUAGUCCUUAAUAGCUGACAGGAAAAAAAUUACCUUUUUCUGAUAAGUUUUARAAAACCACAUAUUUUUAAAUCCACUGAAACAAGCUGGUGUAUGUGUAAUAGUUAAAACCCACUAUAGUUUAUGUAGUGUUUUCUUAAAGUAUAUCUUAGGGAGAGGCUGGUGUAUAAAUUAAUUUGCAAGUCCUAGAUAUAAAUCCUWGGUUAGAUAAAUAUGUGUUUAAGGAAACUGGAUUGCUUUGACCUUUGAAAUAUGGUAUUUCAAAUGUAUCUCUAAUUGUUUUUUAAAUCUCUUUUUAAUGGUUGUUUUAACAACUUCAGUUUYUGUUUUCAUUAAAGGCACUAUCUGAAAAGUCAUGCAAAAGCUAAUGAAAAAGUUAAAAUUAACUGAGCAAAAUGAUUUCCUGUUAMAUUUGAAGAACCCAGCCAUUCUGAAAGGAUAAGUCCCUGUCUUUCAUUUCACUGUUGUUGCCACUACCAAAGUUCUGGUUUGGAGUUAGCCAURGAAGUGCUAACUAUAAGUUGUCACUGUCAGUUGUCUGAAAACCAAUCUCCACUGCUAUUUCAUUGUGUAUUUAAAAAUGUUUCCUGAUGUUAAAGUAACAUUUUUCCUUGGACUGCUAAAAUGUUACAUCACAGUGUAAACAGCAAGAAUUCCCUUGAUAUAGUAUGGCAGCUGCUUGCUAGUUAGGGUUUUUUUAAGCUCUCCUUAGUAAGUUGAAAAUUGGAUACAAAACUUAUGUAUUCAUUUUAAAGUGAAAUGAACUAAAAUUAUUACUAAAAUAACAUCUAUUUUUUUUAGUACUCUGAAGUUGUUCCCCACAAACUUGCACAAAACAGUUUUGCUUUGCCAUUCCUUGGAAAUUAUUGUGGCUGCCUCCUUGCUUAUGGGGAAGGAUAAUCAUGAUUCUUCCAGAGCUUCUCUUUUCACAUKGCAAAGUUUAAAGCCUUCAAGUACCCUUAGGAGCAGUCUGAGAAAAGAUACACUUUGCUUGGAUGAAUCUUUUUCUCAUCUCUAACUGCUUUACAAAUUACAAUAAUCUGAAGCCUUGCUAAUAUUGGCUUGUAUCCAUUGUGAUUUUUUUUAAGAGCAGUUGCAAAAACGACGCUACCAAGAUUUUGCCUACUCUUCUUCUUUCUCCCUUUCCUUGUCUGUUCUUAGAUUUAGUGCAUUCAUUAUGUUGAUUACUCUGUGUCACUUUCCUCCUUCCCAUUAAAUUUUUUUAAGAGAUUGCUCCAGUGGCAUGGGUGAGCUAUUGUGUUUCCAGAAUCCCUGCUCCAAACAUUUGCAAUGUUUGAGAUACCCUUUUCCUGUUUUGUUUAGGAUGUGAUGCCAUUACUUAGUACUUGGCAGGAUAGUUAAAAACAGAGGCCUGCUCAGUUCCUGUUGCAGUUGUUCAGUUUUUACUUAAGAUAUUAAGAAAAGUCAACAUUAAAAGCUUUAAGAAGCUGCAUUGUUUUCCUAAUAAACUUAAGAGUUAACUGCAAUAAUGUGGCAUAAACUGUAAAUUACAGAGUGAAUCAGCAUUGUGGCAGGGCUUCUGGCCUUGUGUGUUUAUUCUGUGUUUUAUGUCACUGGAUGCAGUGUGUCACACAAGAUUGAUCUUUCACUUGAGCAAUAAUGUCCCAGAUAUGGUGAGGUGUUAAAGCAGUGACUAAUAUAAUUGUGAAGUGUGGUGUCUUCCCACAGAGCAUCUCAGAAAUGCUUCACAUGUCCUCCAACACUGCUAAUCCAGUAUCCUCACUGGGACACUGCUGGGGGUGUUGAAACCAUCUAGACCCCUGUAGCUGGAGGCCUUCCAAAAUCUAACCAAGAACGAUGAGCAUCAAAUAGGGAGGAAUUUAUUUGAAACAAUAAAUAACUAUGACAUGAAUCAUAAGGUUUUUUUGUUUUUUUUUUUUUUUUUUAAAUCCUAGCCUUACUGAAGUCAAAGCAAGUUUUAUCCAUGACUUCAAUAGAUUCUGACCUUUCUGAUUUGUGGAACACCUGAGCUGGAGASCAUAGCAAACAUGACUUAAAGUUGUUUGACACUAGCAAAACUUUAGUGUCAAAUCCUUGACUAAAAAUAAUGGUCUCUGGUAAGUCAAAUAAAGCUGUAAAACRUUGUAUGGAUUCAUUUAAUAAACAUUUUCUGAUAUGCCAAACRCAGUAUUUAGAUGGUAGGAAACAUUACAUUGAAGCACAGCUUUCAUGUGAUGGGAUGGUGUUGUUACCUCAAUAAAACUGUAGAUGAGUACAACCAUUAGUUUUUUACUGCACUAAAAACUUUAUUUCAAAUAUCAUAUAAUUAUGUGGCAGUUUCCUCAGAUUUUGAAGUAAAUCUGUAGCCAGAUCCAAACAAAAGUGAAGACAUCUGUUUUCAYUAAAACAGAACUUCCAUGUGUCAUUUUGGUACUGAAGAGAAAGACGAAGGUCUGGCACUUCUUCCUUCUGCUGAUUCCUUAAAUCCUUGUUUGAAAGGCUGAUUAACUGAUUUCARUUGAAAGYAACCUGUGGGAGCUUUUAGCACUUSUGCAGCUAGGAGAUGUGAUUUGGUAUUGGCAAAUCAAAUGUCACUUUUCCCUCACCAAGUCAGGCUGAUGUCUGUAUUCCUUUUAGAGGAUCUACUUGAAAAGCAAAAGCAGAUAAAACACCGCCCCAACACACACAUGCUUGGAAUUAAAAAAAUGUCAUUAAGAGCAGGAGUGGGAAAGGCAAAGUAGAGUUGUCCAAGGAGAGAGUGUUCUGAAUUGAUUUCACAUUGAAUCACUUGAUCAGGAAAAGCCUUUAGUCUUAGAGAAGGAAGGAUGUGUUUUGUAGCGUGCUGAGGGAUGUGCAUCCUUUAGUACGUGGAGCUUUCAGUAGAGGUUAGAAUAACAAGGAGUCUGCCAUCUUUGAUGCCCAGAGCUGUUUGGUUUGGACAGCUGUGUCCCAGUGCUGCAGGAAGCGUGGCUGACAGWGCACAGAGCAGUGCCCAGCCCUGGGCAGGGCUCACCUGGCAUGGGCCACUGGGGAUCCCUGACUUUGUGCCAGCGAGCCCUGCCUGUCCCGGCAGCUGCUACAGAAACACCUCCUGGCUCUUAGAGAGAUGCUGCAACCUGAAUAAAAACACCAAUUGAUAACUUUGAGAGUAAUCAAUAAUAAAACUUUACCAACAUUAACUUUCACCAGCAAUGGAUGAUGUAGUGAUGCUGAAGAAGCUUUUGCUGUCGGAUGUACAGAACUUUUCUGAUUGAAAAUUUUACCAUGGCUCUGAACAGGUUAAUGUGGCCCUUGUGCACUUCCAUGAGGGAUUGAAAAUAGUAUUACUGGGUUUGUUCAGAUGCAGCACUCUGGGUCRUGUGUAACUCAUGUACAAACAGAGGGGAAGGUGAACUGUGUGUUUUUAAUGAGGAAUGUUAUGGUACAAGUUUGUUUUGUAAAAUAAAGAUGAAGAUAAAUUAGUAUUUUCCUGUGAAGAAAAAUUCUGMUGAUCUUCACUGUUUAAAUCGAGAGUAUAUGUGUUUAAUUGAAUUUUAGUUUAAACUUACCACUGCACAGGAGCAGUUCUGGCUCCUGUGUUACAAAAUAAAAUGCCCUUUGCUUUGUUUGUCUUUAAAUAUUUUACAUAGUAUCAUUUUGGCAACAUAUUAUCUUARAAUUGUGGUUAUAUGAAGUGUUUGUUCCCUCAUUGGUUUUGAUAUUUUUUUUUUAGCAUGAGAGACAAAGGACAGCAAAAUUGCUGCAARCUACCUGAUCAG
Messenger RNA from Malurus melanocephalus (red-backed fairy wren), 7710 nucleotides. RefSeq names its product leucine rich repeats and calponin homology domain containing 2 (gene LRCH2). The transcript is spliced from 21 exons. Lineage: Eukaryota; Metazoa; Chordata; Aves; Passeriformes; Maluridae. The record is from RefSeq and is a predicted model, not a curated record. Bases 50 to 2299 code for a protein of 749 amino acids. Gene Ontology annotation, molecular function: protein binding.